AAUCUAAUACUGCAAGUCACAUCUGAUUGUAGAGAAUUCUUUUUCUUCGUACAAGGCCAUUCAUUCUCUGCUAACCACCCCUCGCAGUAGCAGCCAUCACCUCGCGGUUGCUUGCCCCACUCUGCGCUCAGGUAGUCUAACCACGCACAACGGGCACAGCUCUCGCACCACCACAACCAUGAGUUCCCUUAAGAAAGCGCUUGACAAGCUCAAGCCGACGAAGAAUGGUCAUUCACCCUCAGACGACGAGAAGGGUGGCGUCAAAUCGCCUACAUCGCUCAACAGUCAUGCUAGGGCCCAGUCGCCCUCUGCAACAUCCCACUCCUCUGCUACGCUCGGCAACUCACGGGCAAGCGGCGACUUCAAGCGCAGUGAACUCGCCUCACCCACUGAGAGCAGGUCUAGCAUAGAUCAGCCACGCGGCUCCCUCAGCGGCCUCCUCCACCGCCGCACUGAGAGCCCAAACCGGGCUGGUGCCACUAAAACCGCACGCUCGGGUUCUCUCUCCACCCAUAGCCCCAUGCGUGCCGUGAAGGAGAAGCUGCACAUUGGUAACGACUCAAGCGAUGAGGAUGCUCCCCUUAACCGCCAAGGCGAGCCCAUGUCCCGUGGUCAGCUGCGCAAGCAUGAGAGGCAGGCUCAGCAGGAAGAGCGCCACAAGCAGAACAUGGAGAAGGAGGCUGAGCUGGAGCGCAGGAGGAAAGAGAUGGAACAGCAGGCUCUGACUGAGUUGACACCAGAACAAAGGGCCAUAUAUGGCAUUCUCCCUCCCAACGGCUAUGCGGGAGAGUGGAAGCAUGAGUCCCGUCAUAAGAUCCAAGACUUCUCUGCAAAGGAUAUUGGCAAGGAGGUCGUCUUCCGCGCUCGUAUCCAUCACCUGAGGAAGAUGAGCUCCAAGUUUGUCUUCCUCAUGUUUCGCCAGCAGCUCGCUACCAUUCAGGGUGUGCUCGUGGAGCACGCCGAUAUCUCAAAGUACAUGUUGUACUGGGCAGAGCACCUUGACGCCGAAACCGUUGUGCUAGUCAAGGGUAUACUACAGGAGCCCAAGGCCAAGCAGGGAGAGGUCCUCGGCGCCACCAUCCACGAUGUUGAGGUCUCCGUUCACGCAUUGCACGUCGAAGCUUCUGUCACCGAUCACCUGCCCUUCAACGUCAACGAAGCCGAAGUCACCCAGGCUGAAGUGGACGCUGAGCUAGCAAAGGAAGACCACAAGGAGGGUCACACCCGGGUCAAGAUUGCCGAUCGCACACGUCUGAACAACCGCGUUAUCGACUUGAGAACAACAGCCUCGCAAGGUAUCUUCCGCAUCCAGUCUGGUAUCUGCAGACUCUUCCGUAACCAGCUCGACUCGGAAGGGUUCAUCGAAAUCCAUACUCCCAAGCUACAAGGUGGUGCUACCGAGUCAGGAGCCAGUGUGUUCAAGAUUGACUACUUUGGUCGUGGUGCCUUCCUUGCCCAGAGUCCCCAAUUGGCCAAGCAAAUGGCCAUCUCUGCAGACUUUGGCAAAGUGUACGAGAUUGGUGCCGUAUUCCGUGCCGAGAACAGCAACACCUACCGUCAUUUGACCGAGUACACCGGCCUCGAUCUGGAAAUGCAAAUUGAUGAGCAUUACCAUGAGGUCCUCCGUGUGCUAGAUCGCACGUUCAAGGCCAUCUUCAAGGGAAUCUACGAGCAAUAUCGGCCCGAAAUUGAGGUCAUCAAGAAGCACUUCCCACAUGAGGAUUUGGUCUGGCUGGAUGAGACCCCAAUCAUCCCAUUCGCCGAUGCUGUUCGCAUGCUGAACGAGUCUGGCUGGAGAGAUGACGACGGUAAUGAGCUUGACGUGAACGAAGACCUGGGCACCAGAGACGAGGUCCAACUCGGUCGCGUCAUCAAGCAGAAGCUCGGAACCGACUACUACAUCUUGGACAAGUUCCCAGCAAAUGCCCGACCAUUCUACGCCAUGAACGACCCCAACAACCCCAACGUUACCAAUUCUUUCGACAUCUUCUGUCGAGGCCAGGAAAUCCUUAGCGGUGGUCAGCGUAUUCACGACGCUGAUAUGCUGUUGGAGAAGAUGCGCAAACUCAAGGUCGAUCCCAGCUCCAUGGAAGAGUAUAUCCAAGGCUUCCAAUGGGGAGCUCCACCCCACGGUGGUGGCGGUAUCGGUCUUGAGCGUAUUCUCAUGCUGAUGAUGAGUCUUGGAAACAUUCGUCACGCUUCCAUGUUCCCCCGUGACCCCAAGAGCUUGCCAGAGAAGGCUGUUAUCAAACAGCUGCGUCAUCCUGAAGCAAGCACAAUGCAUCCUCCGUGGGAGGGUCAAGAUCGCGCUGUUGCCAAGAUCGACCUUCAGCCAAUCGAGAAGCUCAUUGCCAACUACGGUGACGCGACGAACACAUCGUGGCUGGAGCCUCGCACAGAGAUUUGGCGUGACGAGAACACCGGCGCGGCUGUUGGAUUCGUUCCUCAGGAUGGCUUCGCCAUUACCGUCGGUGACCCUCUUUGCCACGAGUCUCAGUACCUGAAGACGAUGGCUGCUUACCUCAAGUACAUCAAGAAGGAGCGCAACCUCAAGCCGCUCUGGCUACUUGUCGGUGCUGCUGCUGAGGAGGUCCUAGCGACCAAAUUCAACUGGCGCACCUUCUCCGUUACAGGAGAACAGCGUGUCGACCCAGCCCACAACCCCGCCGACAAGGACUCGGAUGUGCAGCGCAAGAUUCGUCACGCCGAGAAGGAGGGAGUGAAGAUUGCUGAUUACAAGAUCGGCUCACCACCACCACCAGAGAUCAAGCAAAAGGUCGAUGCUCGUGUAGAGGACUGGCUGAAGAACCGCAAGGGCAAGCAGGUUCACUUGACUAACAUCCACCCAUGGCAGGAUGAGGAGCACCGUCAAUACCACAUUGCUACCACGUCCGAUGGUACUAUUGCUGCCUUUGUAGCGAUGGCCCAGCUUUCGCCAGAUCACGGCUGGCAAGUCAAGUACUCUCUCGACUUCCCCGGUGCGCCUGGUGGUUCCAUCGAGUACAUUGUCACCCAUGCUCUCAAGCAGGUCGCUGCCGAAGGCGCUACUAGCGUCACUUUUGGUGGUGGUGCCAGCUCCAAGUUCAGCCCCGGACAUAAUGUCAAGGGCACGCGUGUCAAGGUCCUCAGCCGCGCAUACCACGCCAUUGCAACGGAGCUCAAGCUUACCAACAAGACUGAGUUCCGUGAGAAGCUGGGUGCGGUCGAUGACCCAAGUUACAUUUGCUACCCGCCUCACGGGCUGGGCCCUAUGGCGGUCAAGGCCAUCUUGAACUUCUUCUCUGACGACGACGACAACAAUUAAGCGCAGUUUUGGUGGAAGAUACACACGCUAGGAUAAUGAGAUACGGACUGAUUCGAAAGGAUGAUACCACAAGGCGUUUGCUACGUUGAGAGCAUGGCGCUAAUACCUCUUUGCCUCAUUUGAGGAAUAUAUACGUAGUUGGACAACGGGACUAGCUAGAUAGCGUUAAAUUCUCAUUCAAUACCCCCCU
Molecule: messenger RNA, 3494 nt
Organism: Pyrenophora tritici-repentis Pt-1C-BFP
Lineage: Eukaryota; Fungi; Ascomycota; Dothideomycetes; Pleosporales; Pleosporaceae
Product: AsnS, Aspartyl-asparaginyl-tRNA synthetase
Biological process (GO): aspartyl-tRNA aminoacylation
Cellular component (GO): cytosol; aminoacyl-tRNA synthetase multienzyme complex; cytoplasm
Molecular function (GO): RNA binding; aspartate-tRNA ligase activity; ATP binding
Source: RefSeq, a predicted model, not a curated record